Molecule: messenger RNA, 1423 nt
Organism: Abrus precatorius (Indian licorice)
Lineage: Eukaryota; Viridiplantae; Streptophyta; Magnoliopsida; Fabales; Fabaceae
Exons: 2
Coding region: 232-1026 (264 amino acids)
Source: RefSeq, a predicted model, not a curated record
ACACGACCUUGGCAUGGAAUGGGGCAAGUGGACAAUGAACACGACGUCGUUUUCUUACGGAAUUGGUUGCAGUCAAAUUGAACGAACCCUCUCUGUCUCGUGUUGCCACUCUCACUCUUCUCUUCCCUUUCUGCUUCGCCAAUUCUCCAUCUUUGCGCGUAAUCGAUUUAAUGCUUUGGGUAAGUCAUUGAUGAUGCCUUCUGAUUGGUUAUUAACAUAUUGUGAUUCAUAAUGUGGAACUUCGCCUCAAAUUGCAUUGCUGGAACCGUCGGGCUGAAAAGUGAUUCUUCAAAGCUAACUAAUUCUGCUUCAGAAUGUUCUGAUGAUGAGACUUCUAUUAUAGGCAGAGAGGAAGGGCUGGAAUGCCCAAUAUGCUGGGAAUCUUUCAAUAUUGUUGAAAAUGUGCCCUAUGUUUUAUGGUGUGGCCACACCCUUUGUAAAAAUUGCAUUCUUGGACUGCAAUGGGCUGUUGUGAAAUUUCCAACUCUGCCUGUUCAACUUCCGCUUUUUAUCUCCUGCCCAUGGUGCAACCUACUAUCUUUCCGCCUAGUUUAUCGGGGAAAUCUUAAAUUCCCUCGCAAGAACUACUUUCUUCUUUGGAUGGUUGAGAGCAUGAAUGGUGAUAGACUGAAAUCACAUUCUCCUUUCUGUGGGGAUAGUCACUUACCAGUCAAAGACAAUUUAGCUGCGGGAAGUCUAGUAAGCCCUGGCAACCUUCGGAGGGGACAAGUUCGCCAUCCAGAGACUUCGAGUUCCAGCCAGUAUCAUGGUAAUACUGGUAAUCAACUCAGUAUGGAAAGGUUGCAUAUCUAUAUGAAGAAGUCACUGGUCUUCUUUGUCCAGUUGACAGCUAAGUUCCCAUUGGUGAUUAUAUUUCUUUUGAUUGUCUUAUAUGCAAUACCAGCCAGUGCAGCCAUUUUGGCUCUUUAUGUACUUGUUACAAUUCUGUUUGCCCUCCCAUCAUUUCUCAUCUUGUACUUCUCAUAUCCUAGUUUGGAUUGGCUUGUCAGGGAAAUCAUCAGUUGAGAUCGGGAACUAGUAUAGGCUACAACUUUGCAAGCAUUAAGACUACAAGUUUGCUGUUCACAUAAUGGCCCCAAUGUAUCUUUGUAAUUAGCGGAAUUCCCCUUUACAAGCUGUCAUUUAUCUUACCAUAUAGACUCCCUCUCAAUAUCUGUAUACUUGACUCUUACUUUAGCUCUGGUAGAGCUUGGCUAGCUGUGAUGUCAGUUUUGGGCAUUAAUAGUGAUGUCAGCCAGGACUGGAAUAGGCUAAUAAUAAUGCUUGCUCCUUUUCCUGGUGGCAAAUAUUUGUUGGAUCAAUGUCAAGUUUUUGCUUUGUAUGGAUGAACACAUUGAUGUUACUUUCAAUACAGCUUAUAUUUUUGUGUUUGUAAAUUGUAUAUAAUAUGAGUUGUUUGUCU